This is a messenger RNA of Leguminivora glycinivorella, 1445 nucleotides long. RefSeq names its product 15-hydroxyprostaglandin dehydrogenase [NAD(+)]-like. Bases 191 to 946 code for a protein of 251 amino acids. Gene Ontology annotation, cellular component: cytoplasm. Gene Ontology annotation, molecular function: oxidoreductase activity, acting on the CH-OH group of donors, NAD or NADP as acceptor. The record is from RefSeq and is a predicted model, not a curated record. NCBI's taxonomy places the organism in Eukaryota, Metazoa, Arthropoda, Insecta, Lepidoptera, Tortricidae. The transcript has a single exon.
CCACAAAAAGUAAAAUAACUUUGACCGACUUUAGUAUUAAAUAAACAAAAACAAUCAAAUGUAGAAAACUCAUUAUUGAGUUAUAAGUAGGUCAUGAAGAUAUUUAUGUUUGUCGAGUAUCCUAUGUGAUGAAGAUAUCUGUUUGUUGAGUGACCUAUUAGUAUUUUCUUGCACUUCAUUCUGCAAAGACAUGGCAAUGUUGAAAGAUAUAGAAGGAAGUACGGUGGCGGUGACGGGCGGCGCGAGCGGCAUCGGGCUCGCCAUCGCCGACGCCUUCCUCCAGCGCGGCGCCCGCCGCCUCAUCCUCCUCGACCUCAACCCGCAGCAGGCAGAAAAAGCUGCCAAAACUCUGAAUGCCAAGCACGGAAACAAGACUUCCUUCGUUCAAUGUGACGUCACUAAAGACUUAGACAAAGUUACAAAAGUAAUCUUAGACACCUACAAGACGGUAGACAUCUUGGUCAACAGCGCUGGGAUUGUAAACGAAAGGAACCCGAGGAAGGUGAUCGAAAUAAACCUAACAGCUGUUGUAGAAUGGUCACUGAAAUUCUUAGAUGUUAUGAGAACUGACCGUGGUGGAAGAGGUGGGACCAUCAUCAACAUGUCCUCCAUAUACGGUUUUAUGGUAGAUCCAUAUUUACCAGCCUACAAAGCUUCUAAAUUUGGCGUUCUAGGUUUCACGAAGAGUAAAGGGCACGUGAAUAACUUCAAGAAGACAGGCGUGAGAAUGUUUGCCAUCUGUCCAGGAAUUACAUCUACGAAUCUCGUCACUGAUUACAAAACUUGGGAACCUGAGGAGAAUCGAGAGGAGUUCGUGGCGACGUUCGGUAGCAUGCCGUGGCAGGACGCGGCCAGGGUGGGGCAGGGCGUAGUCGACGUGUUUCGCAAGGCUGAAAGUGGAACGGCGUGGUUGAUACAAGGCGAAGAUCCCAUUUCCGAAGUGUGAAAUUGAUUAUUGAAGUUUAUUUAUGAUAAAUAUGUAACUACUCAUGAUACUAACUUACUUACAUCUUACCUCUAGAUAGUUCUGUAACGCGGCUCUUCAAUAAUUAUUAUAUAAAUGUGCAAGUAUGUAGUUUUGUCUGUCUGCCUCAUAACUAAAUUUAUAUUAAAUAAAUUUAACUAGAAACAUGAAGAGUUCCAGUAAAAUAAAAUAAUGCUAGGUAUUUUUGUUUCCAAAUCCUUAAUUUUUUGCUUAUCGUCAUCUCUUUAAUGUGACUUGGUUUUUAAUGUUAUUACUUACUAAACAUUAAUUUUCAUUUAACUGUGGGUUACAUUGACUUAUAUAGUCUUAUAACAAAAAUAAUUACUAACAAUUAAUCUUCGUCAGUCACUUCACUGAGUGCAUUCAAUUCAGUUGUAAUUAUAACUGACUUAACAAUUUUAUUAAUACAAUUUCAAUGACUUUUUGUGUUUAGAUACUUAUGAAAAAAUAAAUGUACAUA